AUGAACCGGAAGCCUUGCUGGCCGGCGCGAUCACACCUUAAGCUGUUUCGUAUUGGUGGGUUUUUCAGUGAAGGAGAGCAAGAACAGGACGAUCGUGAUCAAGAGGGCGGUGAUGCGCUGAAUAAAGUCCCAGCCAAGUCUGCAACUUCAGCACGUGUUGGCGACAUUCUGCUUUCCCAUUACUGCGAUGACGAAUACCUGAGCUGGGGUGACGUUGGAAUUUCACUCCCUGCUGGAGCACCACCUUCAAUGCAUCCAUCUUCAAUUCAUCAUAGAGCUACGGUACACGAAGGGGAGCAAGUAAGAAUGUCCAUAAAUUUGAUAUCAACAAUUCAACAUGCCACCAGAUCAAGACCCAAUGACUACCGGUCAGUUUUGUCAAGGCAGUCCAAAUUGCCCAGUCAAGUUACUGCUCACUCUGGCCGGUUUGGCCAAGUUGAUGGCGCAGUCCAAGAAAUAGGCCAGGGCUGCCACAUCCCUCUGAAGCCGCAGAGUCCGUCAACCGGGCGCACAGAAGCUACAUGGCACAAUGUAGGUCCGUCCGAGAAUAGUUACGAGCUAGGGCCAGCUAAUCCCGGUAUAACUGGGUAUAUGGGAUAUACGAAUGACGAGAAACCUCCUACCUGGGAGAGCCUCAUGGUAGUGUGGAAGAAAUCGCCAAAUCCAGGCACCGUGUGUCUGUAUAGUUGCUCGACCGAUUUCACCUUCAGAAACGCCACAUUCUUCCGCGCAGACGGUCCGUGA
Aspergillus glaucus CBS 516.65 is the source of this 744-nucleotide messenger RNA. RefSeq lists its product as uncharacterized. The transcript has 2 exons. Lineage: Eukaryota; Fungi; Ascomycota; Eurotiomycetes; Eurotiales; Aspergillaceae. Bases 1 to 744 code for a protein of 247 amino acids. The record is from RefSeq and is a predicted model, not a curated record.